GGACCUGAUAAAGAAGCUCUUGGUGAACGACCGGACGAGAAGACUUGGAAGCAUGAGGAACGGUGCCGAAGACGUCAAGCGGCACAGAUGGUUCAGAGGAACGAACUGGGACGACGUCCUCGAGAAGAAACUCAAGCCGCCCAUAGUGCCCAAGGUGUCGCACGACGGAGACACCGGCAACUUCGACGACUACCCAGAACGGGACGCACUCAUGAAGCGGCCCACUUCGUCCUGCUCGUCGGUCAGCGAAAAGGACGCGGACACGUUCGACGACUUCUGAAGAACGGGCACCAACUCGCAACCCGGCCCAUGUUGCGGAAUGCUGGGGCGAGCCUUGUUCACAGCUCCUUCUGGUCGCCGCUGCGGCAGGAAAACCUUGACUCAGAGGAACACCUAGAGCGGCUUAGAAGAUUCAACGGGGGGUGUAGAAGAUCACGUCACGUGGUCAUUCGCCAACAGAACAGGCGGCCGCCCUCCAGUACACCAACGUCCAACGUCGUUAGCGACGUCGCAGUGGUUGAACACGAACUUGUGGCCGUGCUCCGAGACGCCGGUGUCUACCUGUCCGUCGCGGCUACGCUGUGGUUUGCGUGGCUGCAGUGUACAAGCCUUCGCUGCUCUCGCUAGCCGAAAGUGGCCGUAGUGAAGAACGUUUGCCGCGCUCGCAUUGAUGUGUAGUGUUGUGUUCUUUGUUGUUUUCUGUCUCUUCUUUUCACAUAAGCUCUCUUGUCUUCUAAGACGAAGGACGGCACCGCGUUGUUAUCAUGCUAUACCACCGGCACAGUGUCGAAAAAAAUCUCUUGCGCCGAAUUCGAGUUAUCACCCGUUUACAGAUAAGUGCUUUACGUAGCUACAUGAGCAGCCGCCUUGCUUUGGUCACACUGAGGUUUGCACUAACAUUGGGGACUACCUAGUUGAAGCUGUACGGGCAAUGCUCCCGCUUGACCAGUGAAUGACCGCUGUAAGGUCUGAUGCAGGGCUUGUCAACAGUUGUAGCGGUUAAGUUUGAUAGCUAAAGGUUACCUCCUUUAAUGACCACAGUACUGCGGUGUGACGUCGAAAAUAACUUCGAGGAGUGUGCUGUGUGUCAAAAAUGAAUGUGCUUCUGACAUGCUCAUGUUAGUCUAGUCACUAUAGGUUUGAUUUUUUGUGCUCUAGUCUGUAGCGUUGUUACAUGUUUUUCGGAGCCGGGUUAUAAUCCUGAAUGUGUAAAUGGGCGGCUCUGUUGUAGACUGACUUUUGUGUAGUCGUUGUGCGAACGCUUUGCGAGUUAUGUAAUCAUCGGGCUUUAUCGUGCAUAGAGAUGAGCGCGUCAUUAACUUCGGUUCCCAAGCGAAGUUCUGGUCAGUUUAUAAUACAGCCUAAGUAUCUAACUACGUUAGACAACUGCGAACACCACCUGCUCGAGGGGUAGGCAGUUUCGGCAACAUUAAUUUCGUGUAGCCAGCGCAGAAACCUUAAGUGGGCUGAGAAGGAUUAGGUUGUGGUACACGCUGCGAAAAUUUUUACUAGUGUAUAGAAAGACGUGUCCCUUACCUACUAAGCAGUCAUAAGAGACAUCGCAAGGGACCACGACAGGCUGUCAGGCGCAAAAAAAAAAAAAAAAAAAGAAGAUGGACAAAUGCUAUGAAAUAUAUUUUUUUUUAAAUUUCCAAACACUAUACGUACCGCUCACUAUAUAGUGCCAAUUGUUUUAGCACGAGCGGAACUCAUGAGGCAUUCUUACAAGGCAUUAAUACGGAUGUUAAAUCUCUGACAUAGUUAAGGAUUUAUUUGAGUUGAACAAGACGCAAAAUGUUAGUUCUUUUUUUCUACUCUUUUACAAGUCGCAUGCAGAAUGUCAAGAAAAUCAAAACAUAAAAAAGAGAAAGCGGUGCAAAUCUGGGAAAUUUCGAAACCGUCAGGUCUGCGCUUGCGUGGUGCAUGUUAUGUGGUCGGGUUUACGAAAGUAUCCAUGCGGCGACGGUUACCGAUCAAACUUUAGUUCGACAGCAAUUUGCCAAGUGAACUGAAAAUUUCCACGAGCUUUCCGUGAGCAUUUAUACGGAUGUAGGCGUAGCUAAUCAGUGUUUACAGCGCACUGUAGCGUGCCACUGAUAGAAACAGGGUGAUAUAAGGUAUACCGACUGCUAUUUUUAUACACAUCGGAGCGAGACACGCCACAACGAGACGUAAAUGAACACGGCACAACUAACAACAGGCACACGCGGCACGGCCCGACUGAAUUACCUUUUCAUCUCAUGUGUGACGUGACAACUGAAAGAAACAAUCACUCACUCGGGAGUUGUGACUAUGACGAGCACAUUAACGGAACACGUAUAAGGUCGAGUCCGGAGACGCCAACCUCAAGAGGACAUCACCCGCUCUUGGCAAUGAACGAGUGUGUAUGCGGUACAGAUGACAAAACAUUGAACUAUGAGGGCAGAAUUGAAGCUAUUAUAUUUUUGCCUAUUUUCUCAAGAUUUUUGGCCGUGGAACAACAUUAGCAGCUGACUGCGAAAAAGCUGAUGAGUUGGUUGUUUUUUACUCCCAAGAAUAAGAACGAAGAAACAGAAUAUCGGUGACUACUAGAGCAGAAUUGAUAGAUUAAUUGAUCGAUUAAUUAAUUGUCGGAUUGGUUGAUUUGGUAACACAAUACGUUGACGAGUUUCGUCGCAGACACCUUUUUGUAGCGUGAACAAUAUACAUAAAAAGUCAUGACGACAAUUUCAACAUUGACAUCUAUCGAUCAAUCAAUUUCAAGUUUAUCAAAAAUCAUUAAAACACCUGUUCCGAUGGGGACAAAAAUUAACCUUUGGGAACAGCAAGGAAGUUGAGAUGACGCUAAAAUAUUUCAAACAAGUGUAAAGUUGAUCUCAAUGCUCUGGCAUAUCACCUCCACCCAUUAUCAUGAUGGAGCGCUCUGGCUCCUUUUAAGUUGUGAAUUAUUCCUUAACGAGGUGAGGAAUAUAGUAUUUGCCCCUAAAUUUCGUUCGGUUUCAGCAGGGCACAGUUGGCGAAAGAAGUAGUUGCGCCAUUUUCCUCCUCUCAUCAUCACCGAAGUGGCGCUUCCCUGCCUAUCGCGAGAAGAACCAAUUACAUGAACACAGGCAUUCGAUAGUGUAUUGGCGAAGCUUAGGCUGACCAGCUUUGACGUGUAUACUGGAACAAGGGAAGACAUACCAAGGAAUAUAAGCUCUGAUAGCGACACCUUUCGACGCCGUGAUCAAGCACUACAGGCUGGAAGAGUUGUAUUAGUACUGUUCUAUCCGAAGAGAUAGAAGGAAUGGUGAAAAGAAAGAUAGAGAGAGAUAAACCAUACCCUCAAGUUUCCGGUUUGCUAUUCUACAAUGAAGUUUAAGGAGAGAAAAGAAAGAAAAGGGGGGGGGGGGUCGAUGAGGGAUGGUGACAUAUGCAGUAGCAGUCAGAAACCAUGGUGCUACCCGUCAGGCUUACAAUCGAUUGAUUAGUUGGUCAAGCUUAAUAGUCCUGAGAGACGCGACUAUCGCGCAGUGGGCUCCUCCCACGUGACUGCGAAAAUAUACCGGAUGUAUUGGGAUCGACUGUCUAUCAGGCGACGCCUUAACGCCAGGAGAUAUGUGGACCAAAGUCGGCGAUUGCGUGAGCAUUGUUAGUGCUUUGGUGAUGAACGGCAUAACUGCAAGGUGUCGCCGAUAGCGUUGAUGCUCGCGUCUCCGACUCCCGGUGUUCUAAAUACGUCUUAAGCUGGCACGUUUACGCCGUGCCAAAACACUUAGUCAUGUUACGUUAUCGUGAGGGGUGGCUAGGUGAGAACAUCAUGGAUGAGAUUAUUAGGUCUUUACUGCAAGUCCUUGAUGCGAAGCUUUCGAUGUUUUAUAUAAUAGGCCUAGUUUUUUAGCGUUUUCGGCUUACAGUCGAUGCGAAGGCGGCAGUCGCCAUGCGCAUGUUUCCGCCCUGCUCCUAUGGCGUCGUUUUCACCGGCACGCUGAUGAACAGCUUUGCUAAGCGUUGAUUGUUGUGUUUCUAAGAAACUUCUAAGAGGCGCACGAUGACAUCAAACGUUUGCAGGGUAGACAUGGUCCUUCUGCCUUUUUCUUCCUCCUCUUCCUCCUUGUAGGGUAGACGGCGCAUGAACAUAAAGCAGUGCAGUUAGCCAUCUUCAGGGCUAAAGAAAAAAAAAAGCCCUGGUUCAAGGCAUCUCUUAUAUAUAUACUGUGAUUAAGAAAAAAAUACGUUAUGUGAGUGAAUUCUGAAACAGGGGCCGUACCAACAAAGUUUUUCCUUCGUAAGUGUCAUUCGCUAUUGGCGGUUUACCUUCGUUAAUAAUGUGCCCAGCGACAGUCUUGAAAAAAAAAUUUUCUCGUACGAAUAAUUUUACCAUGCGUGAGAGCUUUCUCUGCGUACAGACCCUGAAAUCCGCGAGACCUUCUGUCGACAGAACAAAAAUGAGUGCUAUAAAUUUCACUUUUAAUGUGCCUUUGGUAUCUGCUUAUCAUCCUGGCGACAAUCUGUUUUCAAAGUGACGAAAUACAAGCUGCCGUCCUAUAACAAUGAAAUAAUGAUACAAAAAAAAAACCUGACAUCUUGAGCACUGUUAAAAGCUGUAGAAACAUGUAUGCGAAGGAGACUUUCCACUGCAAUUAAAUAUGUACAACGGGAACGUCUUAGUGCAUAAGCAAGCGUAAAAGAAGGGGCUGGAAUGCAGAUUUCGACAAAUCGCGAAAUGUCCUCCCAAAGUGUGUGUAUAUCGAAGCCAACUCGUUCGCGACGUCUUUCGAUGUAAUAAUGUAAGCGUGGAAAAAGAGAAAGCAUCCGAUAUUAUUUUAGGUCACGACUAGAUUGUCAAAGGUGAGCGUCGUGCCAAGUAACUGUAUUCCGGACAGCAGUGCCCAAGAAAAGUCGUCGUCGAAGUCAAGCGCAGAUUGAAGGAACGCUUUCUGCGAUGCCUACUUUGUGUACAGAGCUUUCUUUGCUCCCUGUAUAGUGACGGGAGGAGCAGAAGAGUCGGCAACGCACCUAACUGUUGUGUACUGUAUCGUUAUAUUUUUUUUUAGAGAUACACUUCGCGCCAGUCACUUAUUUGGUGUAAGCAUGUAACGUAUACACAUAUAGCCGUGAGCUUCUAUUUGUUUCGACGCCAUUUUUACGUGGAAAGUAGUCGUUUGUUCUGUUACUUUUCGAAGGAUACGAGAUUCUGUGAAAAUAAAAGCCCCGCCGCCUGCUUUGCGG
This is a messenger RNA of Rhipicephalus sanguineus (brown dog tick), 5190 nucleotides long. RefSeq names its product cAMP-dependent protein kinase catalytic subunit 3. Gene Ontology annotation, molecular function: protein serine/threonine kinase activity; ATP binding. Lineage: Eukaryota; Metazoa; Arthropoda; Arachnida; Ixodida; Ixodidae. The record is from RefSeq and is a predicted model, not a curated record. Gene Ontology annotation, biological process: protein phosphorylation.